AGUACGAUGUUAGCCAUGGGGUAAAACUGAGGCGUAUAAUGGACUUUUGGCGAUUAUUUGUCAUAUCUGACAGUUUUCGCCUUGUUAAUCGUCAACAUUUGAUCUCGGAUAUACGGAGAGGCCUGUAAAUGGAUCCAGCGGUUUCGCGUGAAUGUCCUGCGGGUUCAGGAGCACUUUCAGUGGAGGAGAGAGGAGGAAAUCAGCCGGAGGAGGUGACGGACGAAAGCAGAGAAGCUGACGGGGAAUCCGAGGAGACAGAGAUGGAGGGCAAAGACUCUGAUAGAUCUAAAUGUCAAGAUGAAAACUCACUGCAUGGAAAACUGACUGAGGAGGAAUUAGAUCCUAGAAUCCAGGAGGCACUGGAGCGUCUGAACGAGGCAAGUGAGGAGAUCAACAAAAUGGAACUGGAACUACAAGAGGUUCGGUCCAGCCAUAGGAGGAUAAUGAGUGACUCUGUGCUUAAACUCAAGGCGAAAAGUUCAGAACUGGGGUCCUGCAUCGAGAAGGCCAGACCUUACUAUGAGGCACGAAGAAAAGCAAAAGAGGCCCAGCAGGAGACCCAGAAAGCAGCGCUCAGCUUUGAGAGAGCAGUGUCCAUGCACUUGGCUGCUCGAGAGAUGGUCCACGUGGCUGAACAGGGCCUCACUGCAGUCAAGACGCUAGAUCCAACCUGGCAAGAGAUGCUGAAUCAUGCAACCUCAAAGGUGAACGAGGCGGAGGAGGAGCGCAUAAAGAGCGAACGUGGGCACAUGCUUGUCACCCAGCUGUGUCAGGAGGCAGAAGCCCGCGUGCAGGAGCUGCAGAAGUCACUGAAGAGAUCCAUCGUCAAGUCCAAGUCUUACUUUGAGCUCAAGGCUCAGUUCAAUGACGUUCUAGAGGAGCACAAGUCAAAAAUUUUACUAUUAGAGGAGCGUAUUUCCAAAGCCAAGUUAAAUUACUCCAGCACUCUGCGCCACCUGGAGGAAAUCAGCGAGGAGAUACAUGCCCAGAGGGAACAGGACCAAACAAAGGAUGGACCAAUCAAAACGUGCAGUGGGCGGAGCCCUCCUGUAGGAGCAGAGACAACCAACAGCACAGGUACCGAAGGUGGAGCCUGUGGAGGCCACCCAAGACCAAACGAUUGGGUGUCUGGAAAAGAGGGUGUGGCCAAUACUAGAGAGUGGGUGGAUACGCAUCAGAACUCCAGGUGGGUGGACAUGGGAAGAGCAGAGAUGACACGGUCUGGUUCAGACUCUCUUUCCAUCGUCAGCCUCCAGACCAUCAUCUCUGAUCUUGAAAAGUGUGACUCAGUUGAACACCUGGGCCACCUCAGCAGUGACAUCAGUCUCUCAGGUGAAGAAGGGGAGAGAUACGGGACGGAGAAUGAUAAGAAGCUAGUGAGGCAAAUAAACGCAGACAUUUCGGAGUUCCUCAAACAACACAUAAGAAGUGUCAGUUUAUGAGUGCGUCUAUAAAUAAUGCUCGUUAUAUAUUUUCUACAUUUUCCUUGAUGAUUUUUGAGCUUGAUUCUUGACUGACUGAGCAAUUUUUUUAUUUUUAUUUAUUGUUAAGCUUUUUAUAAGUACUUGUAAAGGAGAAAGACCAAAUUAAAAAUCUUAAUAUAUAUAUUUUUUUCUUUAUUUUAUUUAUUUAUUUUUUUGAGAGAGAUGAUUUGGUAUCUCAAAUCAAGUGGUAAAAGACUGACAAUAUUUGUAAUGGUAGCAACCCUACAGUUUGAUUAACUUAAUCAUAAAUAAUAUCAUAUAUUUCUUCUUCAUCCUGAUAAGCAGUUAAUGUUUUUCUAUGCAAAUGUAUAAAACUGUGUCUUUAUAAAAACAGUCUUAUUAUAAUCUCUAUAGCUGACAUGAUAAAAUAAGUCAGUUUUGCUCUCCACUUUAGUUCGCUUGACACAAACUAUUUGAAGGUAAAAUGCCUUUAAAAUGAGGUAAAAUUAUUUUCAUUUUAAUGUUCUUCCAUGCUGACUUUGAAAUAGUGAUUCACAAAAAGUGUUUGUGCUCAAGUGACAAAUGGCAUGCAUGAGGUUUGCUUUAUAUUCAUCUCGUUUGCAUUAGUGCACUCUGGCCUUUUCAUCAGAAGAAACAUUCAUUCCGACCGAAAUACAGAUUUUGUGCAGUUGAAGAAAUUAAGGGUUUAUUUUCAGUGGUGGGAUUCUAAAACUAAACAUUUAUGUUUUGCUGUUUAAGACAAUCACUAUUUUAAUUUAAUGAAUUUUUAGGUGUCUAUGAAUGCUAUUUUUUUUAAUCAUUAUUUGAUAUUCUGUUCAUUCAGUGUGCUUUAUACAUCUUUAAUAACCCUCAGUGUGAGCACUGGAAGUUGAUAUUAUUGUCUUUAUUAGUGUUCUGUAUGAAGAUGUGCACAGUGGUGACAUUUGCAACUUCUGAUGGAACAAUAAA
Messenger RNA from Carassius auratus (goldfish), 2393 nucleotides. Its product is annotated as SH3 domain-binding protein 5-like. The record is from RefSeq and is a predicted model, not a curated record. Gene Ontology annotation, molecular function: protein kinase inhibitor activity. Gene Ontology annotation, cellular component: cytoplasm. The coding region runs from base 129 to 1442 and encodes 437 amino acids. Lineage: Eukaryota; Metazoa; Chordata; Actinopteri; Cypriniformes; Cyprinidae. The transcript has 7 exons. Gene Ontology annotation, biological process: intracellular signal transduction.